CGUGUGACGUUUUAAAAUAGCUGCUCUAUGGGACAGUUGUUGCGCAGACAGCAGGUGUUCGCUGCGGGUGAUUUAUGCUUCUCGUAGAGGAACUCUGUCAGAAAUCUCACUCAUCCUAAAGUUUGUAUGGGGGAAGGAAAAGCGGGUGGCAACGGGCAGUUGACUCAGUCACUAGUGCUGGAUUGACCCAUCCCUUGUGAGUGUAUGAGCAUGCUAGUUGAGAGCAGCCAGGACUUUUUGGAAGGCGACGUUAAAAGAGUGUUUGGAUCCUGUGCGGUUAUCACUGGCAGCCCAGUGAGGCUGUUUCUGUAUGGAAGGGAAUGGGAAAACAGGCCUGCAGUAGCUACACUGAGCUCCCAUGGAAGCACAGUAUUUUUGUAGCCUUGCUGCUGUCUCACCUGUGUUGCUUACAAGUAUGGGCACAAUGCAAAAUACUGAAGUGUAACUCUGAGUUUGUAGCUGCCACCUUGGACCUUGGUAGUGGGGUUGGCAGGGAGGGUGGGAACGCCGGUUACUGCAGUGCCUUGCGCUCUUAUGCCCACUGCACCCGCCGGACGGCUCGGGCCUGCAGGGGGGACCUGGCAUACCACUCUGCCGUCCAGGGCAUCGAGGACCUCCUCAUGCAGCACAGCUGCCCCAAAACAGGGCCCACUGCUCAGCCACGACCCCAGCCCCAGCCCCCUGUCUCCAGAGAUGUCUGUUUCUAUGAGAAGAGCUACCUGCAGCGUGAGGGACAGGCCCCAGAGUACCUCCACUGCGGCGUGUUUGGGGACCCCCAUGUGCGCACCUUCCAUGACGAGUUCCAAACCUGCGCAGUGCAGGGAGCAUGGCCUCUCAUUGAUAAUGAGUACCUGUAUGUGCAGGCAACCAGUGCAGCCAUGCCAGGAGGAGUGUCUGCUACAGCCCUCACUAAGAUAACUAUCAUCUUUAAGAAUUGGCGUGAGUGCAUCGAGCAGCAGAUCUACCACGCUGAGCUGGACAACGUGCCCCCAGCCUUUGUCGAUGGCUCCAUCACCAGCGGUGAGAGGCGCGGCCAUCACAGUCUGCAGGUGAGCACUGAGGCCCCCGGGCGGCACGCGCAGAUCAAUGCCACCCACAUCGGCACUACGCUGGUGGUGCGCCAAAGCGGCCGCUCGCUGAGCCUCUCGGUGCGUGCCCCCCGCGCCAUUGUGGACACCUUCAGCCCUGAGCAGGACUUGCAGCUUUGCAAGUGGGGCUGCCCGGCCUCCCAGCGGCUGGAACACCCGCAGGCACAGCCGGGCACGACGGCCUAUGUACACUGCGCCUCCCUGCUCCCCGCCAAGGACAUGUACUUCCAGGCCUGCCUGUUUGACGUCUUGACCACGGGGGACGUUAACUUCAGUGCCUCGGCGGUGGCGGCACUGCAGGAUGCGCGCAGCAUGAUCGCAGAUGCUGGGAGAGUGCAGUUGCUGUCAGCAGCAGUGACCAGUCACCCAUCAUGUGCUAUGCUUACGCUUCUGAUGAUGGCUCUCACAAACGUCAUUCUCACAUUUCUUGUAGAGCGAUGCGUAUGAUGUUGGGACUUCCUGUUGUCAUGGUGGACAUAAAAGCCAAAGAACCUUUUUAACUUAUUGUGAAAUGAUCUGUUAGUUAUUAGUUCUUUCGAUCAAAAUUACUAAUUUAUUAGGGAACACUGUGCUACUGUAUAUUUAAUUGCUGUUGGGAAAUAAUGAAUUUGUAGGUUACUUUUUCUUGUAAUUUGUGGUGUGACAUACAUUUCUGAUAGUCCAUUGUGAAGAACAAAGCUAAAUGUAUUACAAGCCACUAAAAUCAUAGAUUAUAUUAUUAUCCCAUUGUGGGGUUAAAAAUGAGCUGGUAGUGCUUUGUUUAAAUUAUUUAGCAAGUAACUGGAUAUUUCUCCUGUGAUGCCUCUUACACCCACUGCAGGGGUUCAGGGAGGCAUAUUUUGCACCUAAUAUAAAAUAAGCUUUAGUAUUUAUAAACUCUUUUAGUUAAACUUUCAUGCCAUUAAUUUAAACUGCUUAUAUAUGUGAAUAUAGUGAGAGUAUGAACAUAGUGUCGUGUCACUGAUAAAGGCAUAUUUUACAAAACCAUAAGUUAUUGCUAUUUUUUAAAUCUUUGUAAAGCCAGUGGAAAAGUGUCACUUUCAUGAUGAAAACGUUACAUACAUAAUAAUGUAAAUGAAUAGGACACAGUCUGGAACUGUACCUCUGUCAAAGAAUAUAUGUUGCUUGUGUGAUAUGUUGUUUGUGUUUUAGGUGUAUUGAUUACUAACUGCCUCCCAUGACAGCGGGAGUGAUACAAAAUAUAUGCAGGUUAAAUGAAAAUAGCUUUAUAUUUAUUGGGCAUAAAUCUUGGGACUGGAAGCCACUUUGGUAUAUAUUCACAUAGUAUUACCGUAACAUUGUUACAUGAGAUGUUAGCGGCUGUUUAUAGUGUUGCAAAGUCUGUACGUAAAUAAUAUAUUGUUUUGUGUUUUAAGCUAAUAAAAAGAGAAUGUCUAUCCCAAACACAAAA
This is a messenger RNA of Clupea harengus (Atlantic herring), 2499 nucleotides long. RefSeq names its product hemojuvelin BMP co-receptor (gene hjv). Gene Ontology annotation, biological process: BMP signaling pathway. Lineage: Eukaryota; Metazoa; Chordata; Actinopteri; Clupeiformes; Clupeidae. Gene Ontology annotation, molecular function: coreceptor activity. The record is from RefSeq and is a predicted model, not a curated record. Gene Ontology annotation, cellular component: plasma membrane.